Molecule: messenger RNA, 216 nt
Organism: Fusarium sp. VM40
Lineage: Eukaryota; Fungi; Ascomycota; Sordariomycetes; Hypocreales; Nectriaceae
Source: the annotation of a GenBank genome assembly
AUGGACUCCGGUGCUCCCCAAGUUACUCCUACUGGCAACACCAGCGGCCGUCGCCGAAGCUCAGGCUUCAUGCCAGCCUUCGCCGGACUCCACGAACAGAAGCGAGGCUCUGAUGCUAGCGCCGCCCGCCGUGCGAGUAUGACAGACCAGCAGGCAAAGGGCGGCAUGUUCAGCCAGUUCUUCCACAACAACUUUGGCAAGAAUGCCAACAAGUAA